GGAGAGUCGUGGGGGCCAAGGAGCACCUUGGCUGUCUGGAGUCUGGCGGGAGUGGGGAAGGACUGAGGGGCUAGCUCAGGCAGCAGGGGCGGUGGGGCCUGGGAGCCCACGAGGAGAAGGGUGGGCUCCCAGGGAAGCAGGGCAACAUCGGCAGGGGCGCUGGGCCUGAGCUAGGGCUGGAGCGGAGGGGAGCCAGACACUCAUCCCGGGAACUUUUGGUUUCAGGACGUGGCGGCUGGUCGGACAAGGGGAAGCUGCUGGGCAGGGCUCGACCCCACACCUGGGCAGUGGAGGUGUAGCUGGCAGCAGUGGGCAGGUGAGGACCGCCAUCUGCCGGGCAGGUGAGUCCACUUCCCUCCCUGGGCCUCACUGCGCUGGCCUUCUAGAAGAAGGCUGGAGAGCGAGGACCAGCAAGGAGAAGUGGCUGUCCUCCCGGCAGAGCGGCAGGAAGAAGGCAGGAUGGUAGGCACAGGUGACAUCUUCUCGGGGGGAGCCGAGACGGAGAGAGACUGGGGGGCCCAGGGUCCAUUCCAGGUGGAAAGAGCAUUUUGAGUGGGCAGGAUAGAGAAGGGAAGGGCUGCCAGCGAGGACCGAGGCUGCUGCCUCCAGGGAGGUGACAGGUGACCUGGGGGUGGUAGUGGAGUCUGUGGGAAUCCAUCUAGCACUGUGGGAGUAUCCCAGGUCCAGGUCGGGCAGAGCGAGGUGGGGUCACAGGAUACAGAGGGGUCCCCAGCCGCCACCACAUCCCACCCACCGUAAUUCAUCUAGGAGAAGGUACAGAAGCGGCUCUGGCGGGUCUCUCGAGGCCUGUGCCAGAGCCUCGAAGGCCGGAGAGCGGGAAAGAAGGGCAGUGCGCGGGCAGCACAGAAGGACGUCACCUGGGGGGAGCGGUGGUCGUGGGUGGCGGGCUCCAGAGAGAUAUCGCAGCAAGGAGGCUGCAGCGGGCCCAGCCUGUGGAUGCACCGUUCCCACGCGGCACUGCGGCCCAGAGGCUGGCGCGGAGAGGGCCCACAGUGGACUUGGUGACACUGUAUGCCCUAACCGCUCAGCUGCUGGGUCUGGCAUGGCAGACAGGACAGCACCAGGGGAGCCAAGGGCAUGGGCAAGGCCAGACAAGGCGAGACGGGCGGGGUAGAGCGAGUGAGCUCUCUAAGGGGGGAGUCGGGGCAGGCAGGUGAGGGGCCACCAGGCGGCGAGCCAACGAGGCACUGGCCUCCAGAGCCCGUGGCCAAGGCGGGCAUCACGGGCAGCGACGGAGCAGUGAUCGGUGCCUUCAAGCUCAAGACUGGAGACAAGGGUCUCCAGCAGGGGUGCACACGCCAGCCCCCGAAGGCCAGGACGCCAGGCGCAGGGAUGUACUGGAAAGACAUGACAUGGUCCGGUGUGAUGGCGAGGACAGAGGGACUGCCGUCCGGCCUUCGUGAACACUCUGGCUGGCACCACGGGGCAGGCUGCCACAGAAGGGUCUGGUCCUUUGCUUUUCCGAAAGAGUUAACACACCACUGCUGCUCUCUGGACCCCCUAGAACCCUCAAGAAAUAAAGAAAUGGUGCUACCCAGCUCACGUCUGGGCCUUCAACUCCGGGGACUUCUUCAAGUCCGUCUAGCUCUGGAUCAAGAAUAUGCUGCGUUUGGGAACCACUGCAUACCUGACUCAGGAAUCGGCUCUGUAGGUGAAGCCAAGGACCAGGCCUGUGAACAUCAAGGCAGAACAGACCCGCAGCACCCGCCGCCAAACCCCAUCCUCGUGGCCACCCCACUGCGCCCAGCGGACCAUCAGCACGCCUCCCUCUGCUUUUCUUCUUCCUCCUUCCCUCCAACCUUGUGUUUCUGUCUUUCUUCCUUCCGUCGUUUGAGAGAUUCAAAGCAUCCGUGACUCUGUUUCCCCACCCGUCCCUUCUGAUUUCAAUUUGCACUAAGUCGUUUGCACUGGUUUGGAGCUCGGAGAGAGCCUUGAGUCUCUCUGUGCGCGUGUGCGUGAGUGUGCGGGCCUCCUUGGCCACGCCGCCCCAGCGCCUGCCUGCUGUCCACCUCUGCCUGGGGGCGCCUGGGCGCCGGCCGCGUGCUUGAGGCCCCGCCCUCCCCUCACCUUGUCUGGAAGCUCCACAACAGCGAGCCACCUCAAAGCAUUCCUUACACUACCUUGCCCAGUGCCCCUCCCCACCAGGGCUCACCAGAGUCCUGGCCUCAUCAAUAAACACAGUUACAGCAACUUGUCUCAGG
Messenger RNA from Ictidomys tridecemlineatus (thirteen-lined ground squirrel), 2222 nucleotides. NCBI's taxonomy places the organism in Eukaryota, Metazoa, Chordata, Mammalia, Rodentia, Sciuridae. The record is from RefSeq and is a predicted model, not a curated record.